AUGAGAUCUCUGCAACUCCAGGACAGACAGUCACCAUCUCGUGUAAAUCCAGUGCUAUUAUCAAUGACUACUUACACUGGUACCAGCAGAAAGCAGGACAACCUCCAACACCGAUUAUCUGGCGUGCAACCAAUCUGCAGUCUGGAGCCCCAUCCAGGUUCAGUGGUUCUGGACUUGGAAUAA
This is a messenger RNA of Staurois parvus, 183 nucleotides long. The record is from the annotation of a GenBank genome assembly. Lineage: Eukaryota; Metazoa; Chordata; Amphibia; Anura; Ranidae.